Molecule: messenger RNA, 1372 nt
Organism: Aspergillus alliaceus
Lineage: Eukaryota; Fungi; Ascomycota; Eurotiomycetes; Eurotiales; Aspergillaceae
Exons: 2
Coding region: 164-1255 (363 amino acids)
Source: RefSeq, a predicted model, not a curated record
CAGAACUCGACUUUCGGGAACUUUUCUGCCACCGCAAACAAGCUUCACUGUGUUGAUCGUGUAUUCAAUCUUGUGGGAACGAGGUUUGCUUCUUCAUAGGAGGGUUCUUGCUGGCAUUAUCUCACGAUCCAAUUCGCUUGAAGCCUAGCUCAUCUCUACCAAAAUGGCGCAAAACGCCAUUGGAAGGCUCUUCCGCGGCCAAAGUUCCAGCACUCUCCGUCAAUCCAUUAGCACCAUCACACAGAAGCGUAGCUAUUCCUCAAAAAAUGCCAUCCCGACCUUUUCCCCGACUUCCUCCCCCGAGCUGGACCAGGCCCUCAACCGUUUCCGCGAAGAACUCUUCAUACCGUUCGGACUAGGAACACCGCAGAGGAGGAUGAUGUUCCGGCAGAAGUAUGCCGACCGUCUAGAGGAGGAGCCCGUCAGCGUACCUAUUGGUGAAAAUGACGAACAGUUCCUACUCCGCCCUAUGGACCCGCAAUCAAGGCCGACGAAGAAAGAAAUCGUGGACGUUCUUUCGCUUAUGAAGACGACAAAGGAUUGGCAGAACUUAGUUCCUUUCCUAUCUGGACUGCGAAUGUCUCAUCGAGUCAUUAAAUCCGAUCGUUUGCAGUGGUUGGUACGCCGGGCUGGCCAGGCGGAUGCUCUUGGCAUGAUCCUAGAGGCGGCAAAGCAGAGCGAGCGGACUGGUUUCCAUCUCCGCGAUCAGGAUCUUGUACAGCGCAUUUUCUUUGAACUUCACUGCAAGGCUCAAAGAGGAGAAUUUAAGGAUCCUGAUGUGUCGAAGGCUCUCAGCUUAGCGAAGCAGUUUGCCUCCCUGAUGGAGGCUCCCGAACACAUCGAGCAUAAUCUCGAGCUGGACCCAAAGCGAAAGCCGUUUGUCAUCGGUACGCUCCUUGAACUGAGUGCUGCCCGUGCCAUCAGCGAGCUUGGAGGCAAUGAUGAUGGUGGCUACGUCCGUGCCUAUGCUCAGCGUCUCCUGGGCAGCUGGCCACUUGGUAACUUCCGUCGUGACGCUCAGGAUUGGCGCGAGGUUGACCACAUGCUGCAAGAGAAUGUGCCCAUCUACAAUGGUAUGAAGCUUGCACUUAAGGUGAAUGGUAUCUCGAAUGAUAAGUCUGUCGCCCCUGGUCUAAAGACGCGCGUGAACGAGUUGGGAACUUUGAUUGCGAACCAGAAGAAGGCUGCACCGGAGAAGGUUGUGCAACGACCAACCUUGGGCCUUCAGCAGAGUCACCUCCUGCAUCAGGGUUAAGCGGUCAUUUCUUUUACAUAUUGUCUAUGAACUGUAUAUUACUACUUAGAAUCAUUUGGAGCUGUAUGUUAUCUCAAUCUAAAGAUAGUGCUAAUCCUUUCCUUCAACAAGCUGUAC